UAGAUUGGAGUUGGAGUUUGGAUCGACCUUAAGAUUAAGGAGGAAAAAAUGCCGUAGAGGUAGUGUUUGAUAAAAAUUCUGGGAUCUCGAUCUUAUCAACGUACUAAAAUGCCUCAUGACUUGGGCAAGCCACCCAUUACAAAGCGAGUCAGUAUACCCAAGUACAGUGGAGGAAGUAUACCCGAGAGUGAGUUGAAUCUACAUAGCUUGCGAUCUGAACUCGAGGGUGAUUCCAGCCUACCUUUGGUGAUAAGGGGCAGGCUACAUGACUUGUUUUCCCAGAUUGAAAAGGAGUUUGAGACAUUGUACGCUGAAAACAUUAGUUUACAAGAAAAAGUUGAUAUACUCAGUGAGAAACUAGAAAGAGAAAGUCUUGUGAAUGAAAAACCAGGAUUUGACUACACAGACUUUGAUGUACCUACUAAAGUAUCCAAGCACAAAUCAGUGGGGAGUUCCUCCCAGAAGCUGAAGACAGCUCACAAGCUGAAGGCCCAGACCAGCAAGAUAGUGUCCAGUUUCAAGGGUCCUACAGUGGGCUGCAACCUAGUGAGAGAGUUCACUGGACACAGAGAUGGAGUGUGGGAAGUAGCUGUCGCUCGUCCGGGGCAGCCUAUCAUCGGCACCGCCUCCGCAGAUCACAGAGCUUGUAUCUGGGGUGUAGACUCUGGCAAAUGUCUGUUACAAUACCUGGGACACCAAGGCUCUGUCAACUCACUGAGGUUCCAUCCUCUACGAGACCUGGUGCUCACCUCUAGUGGCGAUCACAAGGCUCAUGUCUGGCAAGCGGCUGUCAACUGGGAGGCUUCGAAAGGCAACUCAGAUUCAGAAGAGCUAGAAGACUUCCGUGGCGGGGGUGGAGGCGAGGGAGAGAGUGAGCAGGGAGAGCAGCUGAGGACGCCCCUGGUGGAGCUGACAGGUCACGCCAGUGUGGUGAUGUCAGCAGACUGGUUAGCCGGGGGUGACCAAGCUGUCACUGCGUCCUGGGACCGCACAGCCAGUCUGUACGACGUGGAGACUGGGGAGAUGUUGCAGACACUCAGUGGCCAUGAUCAGGAAUUGACACAUACAUCAGCUCACCAUUCCCAGCGUCUAGUUGUAACUUCCUCCAGGGAUACAACCUUCAGACUGUGGGACUUCAGAGAGCCUAUACACUCAGUAUCUGUCUUUCAGGGCCACACAGACACUGUCACGUGUGCUGUGUUUACUAAGAGGGAAGACAAGGUAGUCUCAGGCUCAGACGACCGAAGUGUCAAGGUGUGGGAUCUGCGUAACAUGAGGUCUCCUUUGGCAACGAUACGGUCAGACUCGGCUGUCAACAGACUGGAUGUGUCCAACACUGGGGUGGUCGCUAUACCUCAUGACAACAGACAAGUGCGGCUGUACGACCUGGGUGGCCAGCGAAUAGCAAGGCUGCCUCGCACCAACAGACAGGGUCAUCAACGUAUGGUGUGCUGUGUGACGUGGGUGGAUGACAACUCUCUCAGCAUGCCGUGCAACUUCUUCUCCUGUGGCUUUGAUCGGCUGGUACUAGGUUGGAACAUACAGUCUGUCAAAGACACCUGAAAUCUGCUUAUUGUUUCAUUACAUAUUCUGCUGAUCUACUUGACACUCUCGCUUCGGCCAAAGGUAUUCUUACCUCUGAAUUUGGAUAUUUUAGUCAAUAUUCAAACCAACAAAUCAUUUCUGUUUUUAUUUUACCACUGUUAGAUUUUUUGUCUGAAAGAUCAAGUCAUCGAGUUUAGUACAUGUUUAGUUAUAUGUUGGCCUCCUCUAUGUUUAUCAUGUUAUAUUGACGAGUUGUGUAAGUACUUCACUGGUUGGAUCCAACCUUCAAACUUGUGUACUUAAUCAAACUAUUAACACUCUCAAGUUUAAGUUUUAUAUAAUUCUUGUUUGGAUGAGGGGUUUUUAUUCAUUGAUAGGACGAUGGACUAACGGGAUCUGCUCAUUUUAGUAGAUCAAUUUAGAACUAUUCAUUAUAUGUACAGUUAUAAACUAUUUGUAUUUUUUGUUAAAAUUACAUACUGAUAAACUCAAAUAACUUGAAUACUGUAAUAACAACAAACUAGUUAACAAUGAAAACAUUACAAAAAUCAACAAAUAAAUCAUAUUUUUAAACUACUUUUUGCACAAUUAGCCAUAGUUUUAGACUAUUUCUAAUCCGUACAAUUAAAAUGUCCGCACUCAGUGAGUGAAUCGUUUAACUACAGUACAUUAUUUUUUAACAAGAUUGGCUAGCCUUAUUCAUUAGGCUAAUUUAGUUUCUAUACCAUUGAAGGACUGAAAUAAUUUUAAGAGAUAUUUUAGGUUGUUUAUAUACUUGUAAGUUAUAUUUAUAUUCUGGUCUCUGUAGGCUAUAGUUUGUCAUAUUAAGUUUAGUGUAAUUCAGUACAAAAAGUUACCAGUAUCUUCCAUGGAUGCUCAAUUCGAGUUUAUUGUCUUGUAUUAUUUUAUGUACUUUAGAUUUAUUUUAAAACGGUGUGUGUUUUAUAUAGUGUAAUCUAUUUUUUUAUUAAGUUAUAUCUCUCUACCCAACAACGAAACUAACAAAUGGCUACAACUAAGGAGCAUAUAUGCCUGAUUAUUUAGAUGUUUGGUAGGGUGAUUGCACCAGAGAAUGACCGCACAAAAAACAUAUUGGGUUUUUUCCUUUUUGUGUUGCCAAGUCCAUCACAAACAGUCUUAAAAGUAACCUUGGAGGGAGCCUGAUUGGAAUCUACUCUUUAACUUGUUCAAAACAAUAGUGUCAACCAUCGCUUUGUAACACAAACAAAAUUAAAUGUUCAACAAGUUCGUCUUAGAGCUUCCCACCAUCGCGUCUUGUAAAAACAAAGUUUUAUGUAUAGUUCUUUAAUUACUGAUUGCAACUACAAUACAAUGUAGUUUGUAGUAAACAAAACACGUUAAGGUACAGUUCUGUACUUAUUUUAAGAUCAAAAUCUGAACCAAGAAUUACUCAAACAGACGGUCAUUUACUGGAUCACAACUUUCAAAUUUGGGUAUAAACACUACAGUAUAAAUGGCCAUGAUUUGGAUGGAUUUAUUUCACUUGCUAGGAAACACAAAGUCUCAUCUGAAAUCAUGAGGAUACACUGUAACGUCUUUAAUCAAUUUUACUGUGUUAAAGCUUUGACUAUUAAUACAAGUAGACAUUCCAUCUCCAUGUUAAAGUUCUCGCCAGUUUUUUAAUCAAAAUUGUCGUAGUUAGUUGAUGUGAGCCACAAACAGAUUGUGCUGAUGUAAAUUACGAAUUUCCGUCGAGUACACAAACUUGUUCAUUAUGUCAAACUGUGGAAUGACUUAUUGUGAGCUAUAGCAACUGUUAUGAGCAUGACCCAUCAACCUAUGUAAGCAACAAAAAAUAAGUUAGAAAAUAGAAUUUUAGACACUAGCGCAUUCUGUGACUGGCUCACUCAACUACGUUCUCUAUUAAAAAAAGUUUCCAAUAGCUGGUUCAUAUAGAUGCGACGUCUAUUUCAGUAUCCAACAGUCAAUGCUUAAAGGUUACGAUAAUUUACUAGAUGGAAAGUAGUCAUUCAGUCAUUCACUAGAAUCUAUAUUAUGACGAUCCUGGUAAGGUAAUUUUUAUUAUAUACAGGGUGUCCAGCUUUGACAAGAGAAUCUUGAAUGGAUUAUUUGGGGAAAAGGAGGGGGUUUAAUAUAAUUAAAAUGUUAUAGUAUAAUACUACACUACUGGUCAUUCACUGGUGCCAUGAUCUAUGUGCGCUAAAUUGUAUUUUUCAACAUUCUGCUGAAUAAUUACUUUUACAUUUAGUUUGUAAAUACAGGAGAAUACGUCUAAACUAUUCCCUAUGACUACACUGUGGCAUAAUAUCCUAUUUUUCCAUGUCAGAUACAAGUGGAAACUCAAGCUGAAAUGAUCAUUCACUGGUGUUUUCCCCUUGAGAAUAUGUGCUUUAAUUUGGUUCAAGUAUUAUCAGGUUUGGUCAUAUAUAAAACUAUUCAUAAAUAUAUCAUUGAAACAAAAUUUAUAUCGCUUUGGCAUAAAGAAAAUUGUCAAGUAUUUUGCCAAUUAUUUUAUGAUGCUUCUUUGGUAGGCAUAUAAUGUCUGUUAAUGUUGUAUACCUUGACAAGACAAGAAAAAUUACACUUGUGUCAUUUUUAAAAUCUAAUAUUUUUAAAAGGAUUUAAAAAUUAGUUAAAACAUGAACAGUUAUUGUAUUAGACAUUGACAACUUUGGAGUUUUUGCCAAAAUAACUGUUUUGAUUGUACAGUAAUUCUGUUUAUUACUUAUGUAUUUUUUCCAAAUUAAUGGAUAUUUUGUUUAAAAUUGACCUUUGUCUAUUUAAAGACUGCUUAAGCAUUUCGGAUAAAAAUAAUCUUUGAUCACUUACCACCAGUGGAAUAUUGUUCAGUGGAAUCCAUUUUUUGGCUGUGGCUUUUUUUUAGAUUUCAUAACAGCUAUUAUAACAGUUACCAACAAGCGGAUUGUAGCUUUAAGUCAAGCAUAGCAUU
Macrosteles quadrilineatus (aster leafhopper) is the source of this 4477-nucleotide messenger RNA. It is a transcript of the gene Wdr37, whose product is annotated as WD repeat-containing protein 37. The coding region runs from base 109 to 1563 and encodes 484 amino acids. The transcript is spliced from 11 exons. Gene Ontology annotation, molecular function: protein binding. The record is from RefSeq and is a predicted model, not a curated record. Gene Ontology annotation, cellular component: preribosome, large subunit precursor. NCBI's taxonomy places the organism in Eukaryota, Metazoa, Arthropoda, Insecta, Hemiptera, Cicadellidae.